Molecule: messenger RNA, 3202 nt
Organism: Beta vulgaris subsp. vulgaris (sugar beet)
Lineage: Eukaryota; Viridiplantae; Streptophyta; Magnoliopsida; Caryophyllales; Amaranthaceae
Product: pentatricopeptide repeat-containing protein At4g02750-like
Exons: 1
Coding region: 231-2981 (916 amino acids)
Biological process (GO): RNA modification
Molecular function (GO): protein binding; zinc ion binding; RNA binding
Source: RefSeq, a predicted model, not a curated record
GAAGCAACUCUUGAGUGAAACAAACCUUUAUAUACUCCAACAGAAGUCACAACUAUCGUGAUCUGUGAAUUGUUUUUGUUAUUUAUAAAGUGAGAUUGCUGUCAAUUGUAAUUAAUAACCAUGGGAAUCGACACAUUUUUUGGUGUUGUGAAUUUCUGUGUAGUUUACAACAGCAUGCAAUAACAAAUACUAACAAUGAGCUAAACUAAACAAAUUACAAAGUAGUGAUAAUGAUUCGUCAUCUUGUCAAUCUUCCCCGUGCACUAUCAACACAGUCUGUACAAUUCUUGGAGCAUACUUCGAUGGAAUCUCAUCUUUUCCGGUGCAACAAAAGAAUCAGAGAUUUAUGUAAACUUGGUAAAGUUGAUGAUGCGCGUAACUUGUUCGACAAAAUGUCUCAAAGAGAUUCUGUGAGUUGGGACACUAUGAUUUCUGGGUAUUCCCAAAACAACCGAAUUAUGGACGCCCAGAUUCUUUUUGAUGCGUUUGGUGGAAAAAAUGUGAGAACUUGGACUGCAAUGUUAACUGGGUAUGCUAAAGUUGGUCAACUUGAGGAGGCUUGGAGUUUGUUUGAUUCUAUGCCGGAAAAAAAUGUCAUUUCUUGGAAUGCUUUAAUUACUGGGUGUUUGCAGAAUAGAUGUUUGGUCUAUGCUAAGAAGUUGUUUGAUGUCAUGCCUCAAAGAGAUAUUGUUUCCUGGAAUACUAUGAUUACUGGGUAUUGUCAUGCUGGUAUGAUGAAGGAAGCAAUGGUGCUUUUUGAGCAAAUGCUGGAGAAGAAUCCGGUUUCUUGGACGGUUAUGAUAUCUGGGUAUGUUGAGAUUGGUAGUUUUGUGGAAGCUUGGAAUGUAUUUGGGAGGAUGCACCAAAGUGGUUUGAUGCCCGACCAGCCCAUGUUUGUUGUUGCAUUAUUAGCUGUAAUAGGUGUGGAAGCUUUGGAUUUAGUCGAUAGUUUGCGUAGCCUUGUGAUAAAAACUGGGUAUGAGAAGGAUGUUGUUAUUGGUACUGCAACUUUGAAUGCCUAUGCAAGAAGUGGGAGGUUGGACAUUGCAAAUGACUUUUUCAAUAAGAUGCCACAAAGAAAUGAGUACUCGUGGAGUACGAUGAUUGCUGCAUUUUCGCAGGGUGGAAGAUUGGAUGAUGCAAUUGCAGUUUACAAGAGGAUUCUUGAGCCAACCAUCUCUUCACAAACAGCCAUGGUGACUGCAUAUGCUCAGAAUGGAAGAAUUGUGGAUGCCAAAGGAUUGUUUAGAGAGAUUCAGAAUCCUGAUAUAAUUACUUGGAAUGCUAUGAUUGCUGGGUUUUCCCAAAAUGGAAUGAUUGAUGAGGCAAAAGAUGCUUUUGAGCACAUGCCAAGAAGAAAUUUAGCUUCUUGGGCAGCGAUGAUUUCUGGACUGGCACAAAAUGAACGAUGUGAAGAAGCUCUUUAUAUGUUCAGUGAGCUCCAUAGUCUAGGAGACUUUCCUACUCAUUAUUGUUUCACUAGCUGUAUCUUUGCCAGUGCUAGCUUAGGAGCUUUUGAGACAGGGAAACAAAUACAUGCCCUGGCUGUUAAAAGGCGCUGCCAGCAUAAUCCCUUUGUUUCAAAUGCAUUGAUCUCUAUGUAUUCGAAGUGCAAGAACAUAGAAGAUGUUUCUCAAGUAUUUGGUACAAUGGGAAUAAAGGACACCGUGGCCUGGAAUUCCUUAAUAACCGGGCUUUCAAAUAAUUAUAUGCUGGAAAAGGCUCGUGAGAUCUUUGAGAAAAUGCCUGAACGUGAUGUUGUGUCUUGGACUGCUAUAAUAUCAGCUUAUGUCCAAGCUGGCGAUUUUGGUACAGCUCUGCAUCUGUUUAGUGACAUGUUGGCUAGAGGGUCGAGACCUAACGAGUUAACGAUUACUAGUAUUCUAAGUGCUUGUGGGAGUGCUGGUGCCAUUAAGCUUGGGGAACAGAUUCAUGGAUUGCUCAACAAGCUUGGAUUUAAAUCAUGUUUAUUUGUUAAUAAUGCUUUAAUAACAAUGUACUUCAAAUUUGGAAGUGAGGGUGGAUUUUCUGUUUUUGAGGACAUGGCCGAGAGAGAUUUAGUUACAUGGAAUGCAGUUUUGGCAGGUUGUGCACACAAUGGACUGGGUAAAGAAGCCAUAGAAAUUUUCAGAAGGAUGGAAGUUGAAGGGGUUUUGCCAGAUCAAAUAAGUUUUCUGGGUAUAUUAUGUGCCUGUAGCCGUGCUGGGUUAUUGGAAGAAGGAAGGGCCUAUUUGAAUUCCAUGUGCAAAGAUUUCGGGAUCAAGCCAUUAGUAUACCAUUAUACUUGUAUGGUUGAUCUUCUUGGGCGGGCUGGUCAACUCUCUGAAGCCGAGGCAUUAGUUGAAAGCAUGCCGGUAGAACCUGAUUCUGUAAUUUGGGAGGCCCUUCUUGGUGCUUGUAGGAUCCAUAACAAUAUUGAGAUUGCUGAGAGAGUUGCUAAAAGGCUCUUCCGGAUGAAUGCUCUAGAAUCAGGGACAUAUGUGUUGUUAUCUAAUUUAUAUGCUUCUCACUCUAGGUGGGACAAAGUAGAAGGAAUAAGAGAGCGGAUGAAAGUCCAGGGAAUGCGUAAAGAACCAGCAACCAGCUGGAUUCACAUCAAGAACAAGCUUUAUACCUUUCAUACAGAUGAUAAGGGGCAUGAUUUUGUCGAAGAUAUUCACAAACUCUUAGAAGAAUAUUAUGGACGUUUGAAGUUGUCAGGGUAUGUGCCUAAAACAGAAUUCGUUCUUCAUGAUGUGGAGGAGGAGCAAAAGCAUAAUCAACUUCUUUACCACAGUGAGAAACUUGCUCUUGCCUUCGGUAUUAUGAACACACCCAAUGGAUCACCAAUUCUGAUUCUAAAGAACCUGCGUAUUUGUGGUGAUUGUCACACUUUUAUGAAGUUCAUGUCCAAUGUUACUCAAAGAAAGAUUGUUAUUCGAGAUAGAAAGAGAUUCCAUCAUUUUCAAGAUGGUGCAUGUAGUUGUGGUGAAUAUUGGUGAGACCGUCAUAAUAGCUUGAUAGUAUCAAUAUACAGCAACUUCUAGAAAUCUGAUGCAUCAAAUUCCAUCAGUAUUGAAAUUUGAAGGUAACUUUUUCACUCCAAGUUUCUCAUUCUCAAUCACUGUUCAUAUAAUUAUAUUUCUGGGUUUUUGCUUCUAAUUGAGAUAUAGUUGAAUGCUUUCACAUUGUUGUUUAGGCGAAUGGGAUGAGUCUUAAAUGU